AUGGAUCCGACAGUGCGCAUGGAAGCUUUAAAAGCUGCCAUUCAUGCCGCUGAGAACGGAAACUUGGGAAAGAUCUGCGGUGUGUUGGACCGAGUCGAUGACGAAAAUGCAGCUGUGAGGCAACUUGCUACGAGCUCGCUGGCCUACCUCCUCAUGGAGGACGACCACGAGGCCCCUGCCGCGAGGGCCGCAGGGGUGCAGCGAUUGCUGGAUUCUGACGGGGAGGUGCGGAGCGCUGCGCGGAUGCUCCUCGGAGCCGUGGCACACGGCCACGAGGCUGUGGUCUCCGCACUGGCAGGCAUCAUGCAGAGCCGCGAGGAGGACUGGUUACGACAAGAGGCCGUGGAGGCUUUGUCGUCGCUGGCCAGCCGCGGGAACUCGGAGGCCCUGGCCGCGGUUGUGCGGGGCCUUGCGGACCCCAGUCUUGCGGUGCGGCGGGAGGCUGUGGCAGCACUGGGAGACGUGGCGCCUUUCUGUGAUCGCGAGGGAACGACCUUGUUGUGCCAAUGCUGCACCGAUCCGGACCCCACUGUGCGAUGUGCACUGGCGCAUGCGAGCACGAUUAUCUCACCCUGGGGCGACCCUGCCAUGACUGCCGCACUCGUGGGUCUGCUGCAGGACACCCACGCUGAGGUACGGGUGCGGGCCGUCAUCGCCCUUGGCACUGUGGCCCGGCCAUCGGAUCGGGAGACGAUCGAGGCCAUGGAGGCCUGCGCCGAGGACGCGGAUGAUCGGGUUCGCUCGGCCGUGCAGCGCUCUUUGGCACUGCUUGCCCCGCCGUCUCUGGAGGAGGUCACGCUGCCUUCUCCUGAGGCCAUCGAAGGAGUCAAGUCCAAGAAGGCUGCACUCUGGCGGGCGGAGGCCGCGAAGGCCGUCCCGCCGAGCGCUGAGGCGGAAGAUCGCCUGGCAUGCAGCAUUACAGACAAGCUGCUGGGCAGCCGGGCCUUCAUCUGCCUGUCAAGGAGCUCGCGGGUGGUGCUGGAAGGAUGCCUGGACAUGCCCCAGAUCUGCGACCUGCUUGCCGGACAGCGACCAGAUGCUGCACCCCUCUUCUGGCGCCACCCACGGGCGCGCUUUGCGGCCGUGAGCCCACGAUGUGUUACGCAGCUUUGCCAGGAGAACAGCUGUAAAACUCCCCGAGACCUACUCCAUGCUGGCUACGAGUACCUGGCUUGUGACAUCGAGGCGCAUUUGUCCCACUUUGCCUUGGCAGAUUUCGCGGACAGAGGCCUGGCAGAGCUGACCAGGUGCCAGAAGGUGCUUCUCACCUUUGCCAAGGCGUUCUGGCCCAGGGCGCCGCAUGUUCUUUUCGUGUGCGACCCGGGCUCUUUGGGCGCGGAAGGUACCGCCUUGACCCAGCUGAUGCGCGCGUUGGGCGCCUGGUCCGGUGGCGUCCUCGUGGCAGGGCCGGACUCGACGCUGCGGGAGGUGGAGACGUGGGAGAGGUGGUCGCUCGCCUAG
Molecule: messenger RNA, 1461 nt
Organism: Symbiodinium necroappetens
Lineage: Eukaryota; Dinophyceae; Suessiales; Symbiodiniaceae
Source: the annotation of a GenBank genome assembly